This is a messenger RNA of Blastomyces gilchristii SLH14081, 610 nucleotides long. RefSeq lists its product as uncharacterized. The transcript is spliced from 2 exons. The record is from RefSeq and is a predicted model, not a curated record. Bases 44 to 490 code for a protein of 148 amino acids. Lineage: Eukaryota; Fungi; Ascomycota; Eurotiomycetes; Onygenales; Ajellomycetaceae.
GUUGGUGGUGAUUGAGCUCUUUUGCCCCAGUAGCCUACAGGUUAUGAGACCGUUGAGUGUGAGCCCCGCUGUGGUCAACAUGCAUGGGUUUGAUCCCAGAAUGGACUUAAAAAUUCCAAACAAAUACCCUGGACAUUUAACAGUGCCAAGAGACAUCCCAGGAGUGUGCCCUAGAAGUCCAUUGAGCCCUAGGACUGAGUCCACUGAAAGGAGCCACUAUGGGGAGCCACUGAAGGGAGCCACUGAGAGGAGUACAGUACUGUACUCUGUGGUAGCUGGUCCGAGGGGGGGUGUUGGGGGUCCCGCGGUUGAUCGGCCCUUCUACCAGCAGGCGCUGGUGGUGAUUGAGCUCUUUUGCCCCAGUAGCCUACACAAAGUGAUUGGACUGAGUUAUCAACUGAAUAGCCAAGUAAGUGGGCAAGCUCCCGGUGUUGGGCGAAUCAUACCGUUUGCGGAGGGCUUCUUGAAGAACUGGGCGAUUGGUAUUUAGAGAGAGGUACUCCGUACGGAGUACGGAGUAAAGAGAGAGGGUUAACAAAAGAAACGCAUCAGAGAUAUUUUAAAACACGCAGAUACAUAAAUUCAUGUUGGUCAGUAUGCCAAUUUUGUU